Coffea arabica (coffee) is the source of this 726-nucleotide messenger RNA. The record is from RefSeq and is a predicted model, not a curated record. Lineage: Eukaryota; Viridiplantae; Streptophyta; Magnoliopsida; Gentianales; Rubiaceae.
AUGAACCAGGGAAAUGUCACAGGAAUCAAAGUAUGCAAAAGCAGCCCCCAAAUCUCGCACUUAUUCUUUGCUGAUGAUUCAUUAAUCUGCUGCAAAGUAACCGUCCAGGAGGCCAAGCAGGUGAAGGAUAUCUUACAGAAUUACUUAAAGGUGUCUGGACAACUGAGAAGAAGUGUGUCAAGAGCUAGGAGAUAUGAGGGAAGCAGGCAGUGGCAGAUAUCUGGGCCUGCCUAUGGCUAUAGGAAGAUCAAAAAACCAAGUUUUUGGGUAUAUCAAGAGUUUAGUUGUGAACAAACUGAAAGGAUGGAAAAACAAAUGCUGAGUUCAGCUGGAAAGGAAGCCCUGAUUAAGUCAGUGAUUCAAGCAAUACCAAAUUAUGACAUGGCUUGCUUUAAGUUGCCAAAAGGACUGUGCAAGGAUAUAUGCAAGUGUUUAGUGAAUUUCUGGUGGGGAAGCGUGCAACAAGACAGGAAAAUGCAUUGGACAAGUUGGAAGAAAUUAUCAGAAGUCAAAGGAAAGGGAGAACUGGGAUUCAGAGAUUUGGAAGCCUUUAACGAAGCCUUACUUGCUAAGCAACUUUGGAGAAUUAUCACUUUCCCAAAUCUGCUAAUGAGGAAGGUGAUCAGAGCAAAGUACCUAAAGGAUCCAAAUGGUCUUGAAAACAACCCCUCUCAAUCAGCAUCAUGGACAUGGAAAAGCAUUCAUAGUACAUGGAGACUGAUAUAG